AUAAAACCAUGAAUCAAGAGAAACUGGCCAAACUUCAGGCCCAGGUCCGGAUAGGUGGAAAGGUAACCACUAUCAUCUCUUUUUGUUAUGAUACAGCCACGACUACAUUGUAGUUCCCUUCCAUCUCUGCUAAUGUAAUGGCCAGGGUUGAAGGCAGCAGUUGGUAGCAUAACUGCCUGCCUGUUUGGUUGAAGGGAGUUAAGAUUUAUGAAAUCAACUGGCAGUCCUGUUAGCCUGAGGUCAGAACUUCUUCUAUUAUGGACAGAUGCUUUGUCCUAUUCAGCCUGGAGCCUGUGUGGCCUGGCUAUGGGGAGAGAACUGCCGAUAUAUUGGCCUUUUCUAAUUUAUCGGCCCCUUCUCUAUUGGCUUUGUGGAUAGUCCCUACACAUAGCAAAACUACUGCUAUGCUAGCUGAGAAAGUUAUCAGCAGCAGCAGCAAGCUAGCUCAUUCUCCAACAGAAAGGUACAGUAUUGCGAAAUGGAUGAAUUGGACCAAAAUCGAACUCCUGUUGCAAAUAUUAAUUUAGUUAAUUCACUAAUAAGGCUUGUGUCGACGUGCCCGCACAUGCAUGCAAUAAGCACGUUAGCUAGCUAUGUGACCUGUUAGCAAAGAUUACAAUAUCUAACUCUUUCAUCUGUGGCGUUAGCGACCUAGCUAUAUUAGCUACUAUGCUAGCUAGAUGGCUAGAUAAACAUGGUGCUAAGAUAUCAGAUCGGAGCUAAUAGCCAACGUAGCUAGCUAACAUCAGCUGGUUAUAAUUUUGAACAUGCACCAUUUUCGGUAAUGAGCCAUCUGACUUGCGGUGUAACUUCAGCUAUUUACUGGUGUGCUGAUCUGACCAGACUCAAUCAUAUCCGUAAAUUGACAGUUGAUAGUCGGAUUAGAUGGUUGUCGUAAUAGGGAAAAGAGGGAAGUGUUUUAAAAUGUGUAAAUAAAAGUUGCCAAUAGGUUUAGCAACCGAACAAUCUUCCUUCAUGUUUAUGGACCAAGAAAGCUUCUCAAACUAUGGGCAGAUUUGAGUCAGAACGUGCAUCGUCAUUUCAUCUUCUUUUUCCCAACCCUCUGCAGCCUUGUUAGAUAUUAUGUACAUUAAUGGCUUGCUGGCAAAUGUCAUCGCCAUUGAACUAGUUAUCAUAGCAGCAAUAAACAGUAGCAAGUGAUAUAAGCCAUGAAGAGAGAGAUGUGAAAAGAGUGUGCACAGCUGUCAUCAAGGCAAAGGGUGGCUAUUUGAAGAAUCUCAAAUAUAUAUAUAUAUAUAUAAAAUAUAUUUUGAUUUGUUUAACACUUUUUUUUGGUUACGUGAUUCCAUGUGUGUUAUUUCAUGGUUUUGAUGUCUUCACUAUUAUUCUGCAAUGUAGAAAAUAGUAAAAAUAAAGAAAAAUCCUAGAAUGAGUAGGUGUUCUAACAUUUUUGACCGGUAAUAAAUAUAUAUUUUCCUUUUUAUUACUUUCUAACCCUACCACCCCUCCCCUAAUUGGAGUAAACUAAUGAAAAACAACACUUAGGCUUCUACUUCCAGCUUAUACAUACUAUAUACAUUUUACGGACACAGUCUAUUUUACAAUAGUUAUAUUUUAUUUGUUUUUAGUCCUUCCUCAACCUCCGUCUUUCUGAUGUCCAUCCAGUUUAAUUUCUAUUUGACAUAUAUUUUUAACUGUUUCACAAAAGUUCUGAACCUAUAUACAUUUUACGGACACAGUAUUUUACAUGAGUUUUCUUAUUAUUAGUCCCACCCUUCAGCUCCAUCCAACCCCUCCCAUCUAUCUCUUAACACCAUCCAUAUUUGAUUUCUAUUUGCCAUGUAUAACUGCGCUGUGAUGUUUCACAAGUUCUGAACCUUUCUAUUCUCAUAGUUUCUACAGAUUGUAAAUUUUAAAGAAACAUUUUUUGCUAAAAGUAUUAUAUUAUUGAUCGAUUUGACUGACUUUUCAAAUCAACCAGCAGUGCUAUUUGCAGAGUUAGCUCCAGGUAAAUGUUUGUAUUAUGUCCCACUGGAAUAAUACAACCACGUGUUGACCUUACCUGUUGUUGUUCUCAGGGAACAGCUCGUAGGAAGAAGAAGGUGGUUCACAGAACAGCGACGGCUGACGACAAAAAACUCCAGAGUUCCUUGAAGAAACUGGCAGUGAACAACAUCGCUGGUAUUGAGGAGGCA
Coregonus sp. 'balchen' is the source of this 2156-nucleotide messenger RNA. The record is from the annotation of a GenBank genome assembly. NCBI's taxonomy places the organism in Eukaryota, Metazoa, Chordata, Actinopteri, Salmoniformes, Salmonidae.